AUGGAGGAGACGGUGCGGUCGCUGCUCCAGAACCAGGACUCGCUGGAAGGGCCCAAAGUGGACCCGCUGGAACUCAUGAAAACAUACAAGGACAAACUGCUGGAGGAGAUGUGGAAGCAGCAGCACAGUCUGGAGGGUCCCACGGCCUCGGCCACGUGGACGCCCGCCUCGCCCGAGGCCGGCGGCGGGUCGGACGACAACUCAAGGGACGGCAAUCCCCUGCUAGAGCGACUCCGAGCCCUGCAGGCUGAAAACUCUGCUCUGUCGAUGGAGAACGACAAUCAGAGGAAACAGUACGAACGCUGUCUGGACGAGGUGGCGAACCAGGUGGUCCAGGCCCUCCUCACGCAGAAGGACUUGAAGGAGGAGUGUGUGAAGCUGCGGACCCGCGUGUUUGACUUGGAGCAGCAGAACCGCAUCCUGAGCGUUCUGUUCCAACAACGGGUCAAAAUGUCCACGGCGCCCGUCUCCCAGGAGGUCCAAAGGAAUGGAAAAGCUGGUAUUCCUACAGGAAGGUGGCCCAGCCUGCUGAGUCUAACAUGCCCACGCAGUAGUGGUAGCGGCAGUAGCAGUGAACUGUCACUCUCCAGUGCUUGUAGCGAGUACUCCAGUGGCUCCCACACUUGGGCAGAGGGACGUGGAUUCUCCAAGCAGUGUGCCACAAGCCGGGAUAAAAGGAUGAGUACGGGUUCAGUAUCCAGCAACCACUCUGCACCCAUCGAGCAGGCGGACCUGGGAUGGAAGGAAGGCCACAUUCUGAAAGGCCUGAAGCGUCUCCAAAUGUGCAGCUCCAAAGAGGCGUCGUCUCUUGCGUCUGUGGCACAUUGCAAAGAUUGUAUGACGUCCAACGAGGGCAUAUACUCGUUUGGUGUCAAGUGCGUUCAACAAGGGAGUACAACCAAGCAGUUAGCCCCUACAUGUAAAUCUUUGAAGGCCGGAGCAGGGACGUCUGCCCCAGGCUCAGACGUUACCAAUAAGGAAUUCAUUAAAUUAGAAAGUCGAGAGUCCAGUGACCAACCGACAAAAGAACCCGUUUGUUUGCAACUGGAUGUCACAAGGGAUGAUGACAACAAUAUUCAAGAAGACCCUGUAAAACUUAUAGGGAAUUCUGGUCUGUUUCCCUCACCUACCGCAGACAACUUCUCAUUUUUGGAGGGCCCCUCAGUAAAACCUGGUGUAAGCCCAACAGCUAGCCUUACACAUUCGGAGGAAAUACACAAGCCUUCAAGCCUGAAGUUAAGUGACAGAAACAAUAACCAGGAAAGGUCUACUGACCGUAAAUCCAGACUUGAUCAUGUCAAAAGACAACAGGGCAGACUUGCAGUCAAGCGAGUUGAAGCGGAUACAAAUGGCAUGAGCUCCUCUAUUCAGCAUUCUGCAACAAGAGCUCUGAGUUGUGUGAGUGUCGCCAGACAGCGCAGCUCCUCAAUGGAGGUUCCUCACUGCAGAGACCAGGCAAGUCAAGCUGGCAGUGAAAGCCAGGACUUCACCAUCUCAGAAUCUCCGCAGAGGAAACCGAAACCUCAGCCUUGUGACUCAGCAAGAAAGGCUUUCAUUCUGCGGAGCAAGAGUGCGGAUGGAGGGAAAGAACAAGCUAAGCAUACACAUUCUCCCUUCCACCAAAAACUUAUUAAGGUCCACAUGUCCAAAGGACAGUCAGACCCUCCUGGGCACAGUCCUCCUAGCAAAACUACGAACCUCAGUAAAACCCAUUGUUCAAACAAGGGAUCAUUAUCUAAAGUUGAGAAAGAUGAAAACAUCUUGGUAUCGACAAAUUCCAAGUCUCUCAAGAGUGUACGCUCUCCCCUCGCUUCCCCUGUGAAACAUUCAAAGACAUUUAAGCCACCAGAGAUCAAUGAAUGCUCAAAGAGCCCAACAAAAUCCUCUCUGCAAGUCACUGGGCUUCAAUCAAGCAAGGAGUCUAUAGAAGAGAGCAUCUACGACAACUUACCCUGCUCUCAGCGAAAACAACGACGGCAAAACCAGCACUGUGAUGUUUCCUGUUCAGAAAGUAGGUCCCCAUCCCCGCCACCACCCCCAGGACGAACUACUUCUCUUGUCCUUCGGCCCAGUUGCGACGGCUCACCCAAAGCAAAUAAUUCUGCAGGUCAGGCUCAAAGCUCGACUACUGGAAAGGCAACGUCGGGCACCGCCAAGCCACAGACAUAUCUUUCUUCUAUUUUACAGCCGCAACAAUCCAACACAGCAAAGGACAAUCAACAAACGGGUGCUGAUGGGAAGCUACUGAAAGAUAUCCCUGCCAAGCUCUACCAUACCCAGUCAUCUAAGAUGUCAUCUGUCUCACUUCAAGAGUCGCCAGAGUCAGUCCAGCUAUCUAUGGACAGAAAUACCACAUGCCAUGAUGAACAUGGUGUGCCCUCUAUAUUUCCAAGCCAGAGCAUCUUACAGAGAUCCAAACAGAGCAUUAGUGAGCCAAAACUUUCAGACGUAUUGCCUCAGGUGUAUUCUAAGAUGUACUACCAUGGGAUUGCCAAUAAUUCUCAGAGUUCCACCUCCAGACCUGUAGAAAUGUCUCUCCCUGUAAAUGCCAAAUCUCAUGAGGCAAUUGCUGGACAGGAAACCAGUACCUUCCUAGUUUUCAGAAGACAUGACAAAGAUGACACUGCGAAAGGUGUCCACACCUAUAAGACCUUUACGUGUGAUCCCCAGAUGAUACAUGAAUCUGGAGCUCACGAUAAAGUCUGCAGAAAGAUUGAGACCCGCUGUAACUCACUAGAUUCUGAGCCCUGUGCUCAACCUGUUGCAUCGGACAGCGGUGUGAUGUUAGAUUGGGGAUUUGAUGAGGAAGGUUGGCUGUUUAAACGUUCUGUGUCUGUGUCAACCAGACCUCCGUUUAAGCCAGUAAUGGGAAUGAAUGGGGCUAAGGCUCGUAGCCAGAGCUUUGGUGCACGCUACAUGGACAGGCCGAGCUUCAACAGAUCUGGAAAGGUCCGUACCCAGAUCAAAACACACUCAGGUAGCUCCUUGAACUCUCUUAAUGAUGCCCUUCCAGGAAGUAUGAGUUGCUCAAGUAGCUACCAUUGUCCAAUGAAUCGAUCCCUUUUGAACAACUUUUUAAUUGAAGAGGGCCUGACAGCACCUUCGCAUUUGGGGUCCUCCAGUGAAAGACUUCAAACUCUUAAACACCAACGAGAGCAGGCUAGGCGCCUUCAGAUUGAGCAACAGUUUUCAAGCGCCUUUGGAGAGCCAGUUUCUGAAGAACCAGAGAGACAAAGUUCUAUAACCGCAAUCGAAGAGAAAGUGAUGCUCGGCAUAGAGGAGAACUUGCAUAAGUCUCAGGAACAGGAGAAAACCAGUGAAGUGAAGCAAAAAUCGGGCUCAACCUUAUCAAAUUGGUUUGGUUUUCGUAAGAGUAAGCUUCCUGCUCCGAGCAGCAAAAAGACUGAUCCACCCAAAGUUAAAGAGGACAAGAGGGAGCAAAAGAUGACAUCACUUCUGGGAGGAAAGCAGACAAAGUUAGAUAAAAAAAGAGACAGAAGAAAAAGCGAUGGAAAAGACGGCUCUGUGGGGAUGAGAGAGUCUCAUGAUGCAGUGCGGGCAUGCAUCUCAAUGCCCUGUCCAGGAAUGUCCCUGAAUGAGACACAAGGACAUACUGACAUCAUCGGGGACCCGAAGAUGCAGUCUGGGAACCUAAGAGCUGACGGUGAAAAUGGAUCCACAGUGAAGAGUCCCAACCAGGAUGCUGUAAUAGGCUUCGGCUGCAAGAUGCGAACAUUGGACAGUGGAAUUGGGACCAUCCCCCUUCCCGAAUCCUGUUCCUUCUUCUCCUCCAUCCUGCACUUCCUCCCCAAAUCCUCAUCAACCCCAGAACCGUCCCUCAGUCCACCCAGUGUCCCCGGUUCCUCCAGCAAGGAGAUGUCUCCUUCCCCAUUACCCCGGUGGAGAAUACCCUCCAGCUUUAAGGACUACCGCCAUGCAGGGGUGCCAAACUCCCUUUCCAACUCCUCCAUGAUCCAUAUCCAGUCAGUGCCUUUCCCCACUGUGGCCUUCCUCCAGCCCAUCCAACCCCCAUGUGAACCCAUUGUGACCUCUGCCCGUGUGUGUGAUACCCAGAGCAGGCUACCCAGACCACCACCAGGUGGGAUGGAGCCAAAGAAGUUGACCUAUAUCAAAUCAAAAACCCGAACCACUCCGAGCCAACAGAAAGAGCAGACGAGACUUCAGCUUGCCAACUAGUUACUGAGCCAAGCAAAGAGUCCAUUACUCAGUUGGAUUUAUCACCCAAACACACAUGGAGAAUCGUUCGGUGCCACCGUUUGCAAAAGGGCGUCCGCGUCAGGAUGAAACGCUCAGCGCUGGACAACAACUGAGCGUUGCAUUGUGGGCGUCCACCUGGACUCACAGUGCUCUAUCGAGAUAACUGAGUAGCUUUUUAGGUGGAGUAAUGAACCUUCCCGGUAGACGUUUUGGAGAUUUGCAACUCAUUGGCAUCGGCUCGGAGCAGCAUGUCGUCACCUUCCUAAAAUAAUAGUUUUUUGACCAAUUGGAUUUUGUUGGCUAAAUCAUCUCUCUGGUACCAUCGCCUGCAUCCUCAGUUGAAGACAUCAUGUGAUUAUACCCUCAGGGCUCUCAAGUGUCACGCAUUGAGCGUGAGACUCACGCAUUUCGGUCUUAAGUCACGGACUCCCGCCACACAUCGUAUUUCUCACGCUGAAAAAAGCUCUCGGCUAUUUAAUGUUUUAAUGUGCCGCAGCGCGCAAACAUGAGCUGGCCGCGCUGCCCUCACCGUGGAGGAAUCAAGCGCUCCCCUGGAGUUCUGCUGUGAGGAGCCACUUAUCAGCCAAUCCAAAAAAAGAAAUGGGCUACACAAUAGCCAAUCAGAAAAAAAACCGUAUCUGUUGUAUCUGGGUAAGAUUUAAACCAGCAACCAAUGAAAAUAUAGCAUCCUGGAAUUGCGCGCGACUGACUGAUAUCCGAAAAUUUCACAAUAUCAUGGGAUCAAUAUGUGGUCAAGUUUUUGGGGUUUUCUAAAAAAUGACAUGUCAUAAUUUUAGGAAGGUGACGAUAUUGAGUUUCUCGCUAAAUGUACAGCACAGACAGUUAUUUGACCUUUUUUUUACUCUGAGGAUUAAAAAAAUCAUGAACUUGAUCGGCCUUUUUUGUUUAGCUGAUGUGUUAGCUACCGUAGCACUUUCAUAGCUACUUGUUUUGACUUGUUAGCUACCGUAGCACUUUCAUAGCUACUUGUAAUCAUCCCAUAAACACAGUUGCACACAAGCUAAUGUCCGUCCAGAGGGCCCAGUUUAAGCUAACGUGUGUGGCCUGCAGCUGUGAGUUCAUAUUGCUACGAAAUAACCAUCCUUGCUAGCUACUUUGCGGUCACACUCUUUAUACUUCCAUAAACCUAAACAUGGAAACACAUGACAGCAAAUGUCAAAAUAUAUUUGCUUUUGUAACCUGGUUUUUAAAACUUAAAAUGUGGCCGCUGGUGGACAGAGCUAAUCCUAAACACAAUAAGUUAAAUAGUGAACAUGUUCGCAAUGACCUAUUUUCAAAUCCAGCUGACAAAAAAACAACAUAAUAUGUUUUGAUUGCUUCUGGCCACUUUACAAAUCUUCUUUUCAAAUUACAAUAUAAAGUAUUUUUAUUGCGCUUUUGGUCUCCACCAACUCUUUAGCAAAAGUUGUUGACCUUGCUAGCCACUCAGUAGCUUUCUCAUUUGUGGCUGUACAACGAGCCAAAAGAUUCUAAAAAAGCACAAUUUGAUUCCAUUUUAUAUUAAAAUAAGAAUAAAAUAAUUUUAAAAAUCGUUAAAUGCAGAUUUAAUCACUUAAUUAACUUUUGCACAAGCACAUCCAGUUUACCACCAUACCUCCAUUGUGGCACCAGCUGUGGCCACUUUAGGAGAUUAACGAUCAAAUUAAAGGCCGCCACUAAAAUCCUGCUGAGCAUGGAUUGUUUAGCUACAUGCAUUUGCAUUCUGCAGCAAUGUAUGAGCGUUUUAAUAAAUGUUUACGUGAAGAUUUAAUUCUGCUGUAGAUCGUAUACAUAUCGAAGCUCCAAUAAAUGCCAGUGAUUUAUUUUCAGAUGGAACCUUAUAAACUCAAGAUCACAAAUUAUGACGUCCAUCCUUGAAAACAUUUUAUGUACAGCACUUACUACUGAUUGCCAUUCAUGAGCUCUAUACCUUAGUAAUGUGAUUCUUUAAAGUGUGCACUCUCUUGUUGGAAACUUUUUUUUUUAUUGUCACAAUGUGAAUAUCAACUUGCAUGCAACCACCCUCGCACUUAUUCCAACCACAGAAAUGCAUCGUAUGAAUCUGAUAUCCAUCAUAUGACGAGUUUCAUCACAAGAAAUGCUGAAACUUGAUGCUCAGUUUUUAUGGCACAUUACACAUUACAUAUUUUCAAUACUUAAGCAAAUGUCUUAAAUACACAUCGCAUCUUGUCAUGAAGCUCUUCAUAUUACUGCAUUGUGUAUUCUGUACAUGUUUCCACAGUUAUGACAUCAGGACAAAGCAGUGACUCUUGCAUGUAACAUGAGCACCUACGAGGCACAUUGUGGACAUUGUUGUGCUAGCUCAGGGAAAAUAACGUUUAUUGUCUCUGAUAGAUGCUGUGGAUUUAAUAAGUUAAACCUCAACUAUAAAAUGUACAACUAUUUCGUUGCAGCCAGCGAACUCGUAAAAAAAUCUCGGCAUUGUACGUUUCUGCAAACUACGGAUACGUUGACGUAGUACAAAGUCCAGUAAGGGGAUGGUGGUAUUAAUGGCGGAUGGGUCAAACAAACACCUGUUCAUGAACCGCGUGAAACCAAUAGUUGACCUUUUGAAUUCAUGAAUGUCAAGUAAUGUUUUUGUAUUGUUACUUUAUUAUGUGAAUGCAAAAACAUUCAUUUUUAGUACAUUUAACCACUUGUUUUUUCAAUGCUAACCACGUUCCAUCGUGUGAUACAGGACUGAUAUGAAAUCUCUCUACGAAACAUUUUUUGUUUCAGAAACGCUGACGUUUAACGUAUCUUGCCGUUUGCAGAAACGUACAAAGCCCAAAAAAAUGAUGCCAACUGGGUUGAGCGAACGCACCAGAUUUCAUUGUUCUGUAAUGCUUUGAGGAUAUUACCUGAACUCAAUAUUUUCCUCUCGUCAGUUUUUGUCUGUACAUUUAACUGUAUAAUACCUCACCACUUUCUCUAUUUUGUGUCCUUUAUCGUAAUGUUUUUGGUGUUUUUAUGCAUCCCGACAUAUUUGAUAGUUUUAGCCCCCACACACCUUUGUCGGCUCCAUUGCACUUCAUGCGUACAUUUUUGCCAAAAUGCAUAUUGCCAAACACUGCUCUGAGCUAAUCAUAUACAUAAAAUGAAUGCAAUUAAAUCUACAUAUCAGACAUGUCACAGUGUCUAUACAGCCAUAUUGUUUUUGAAACACUUAGACAGUUUUGCACUUUUUACGUGAUGUAGAACCACGGAGCACUGUACCGUUGCACAAUAUCACUAGUCACGUCAUCUAACUGUAUUUACCUCUUUAACUCUUGACUCACUUGUAUAUGUCGACGGUAAUAUUAUAAGUGGAGGGCAUGCCAAUAGGAUCACACAGGUGUAGUGAAAUAUGUGGCGUGCACAGGUGAGACGAGGUGUUCGUGGAUCGGGGAACAGAUUCUCUGUACUGAUACGGGUAGAUGGAGCAUGGUGUCUGUGUUCUUAAAGUGGCUCACAUGAGGAGGAGCCUCACUCUCACGAGAGUAUUGUAUUUUUAUAACAUUUACUCUAAUGCCCUGUAUUUGUACUCAGCACUGAUGAGUGUAAUUGACCAUUUAUUGCACAUAUUGUUACUCACUAUUGUAUUCUCCCUCUAAAUGUUAUUUUUGUUGGUGUUUUUUUGCUCAGAACCCAAUAAUAACAGUGAUGUUCUCGUGUGACGGUCACCUGAGCAGUUUGGAUUGACAAUUGUAUAUUACUGCUAUUCUUUGUUUUAUGUAAAAGAAGAAAGAAAAAAAUAAACUAUUUCAAUACUUAUACAACA
This is a messenger RNA of Pseudoliparis swirei, 7978 nucleotides long. Its product is annotated as nck-associated protein 5-like. Bases 1 to 4197 code for a protein of 1398 amino acids. Lineage: Eukaryota; Metazoa; Chordata; Actinopteri; Perciformes; Liparidae. The transcript has 12 exons. Gene Ontology annotation, cellular component: microtubule plus-end. The record is from RefSeq and is a predicted model, not a curated record. Gene Ontology annotation, biological process: microtubule bundle formation; microtubule depolymerization.